GCGCAGCGCCCUGGCGCUGGAGGAGGGCCGCGCGCCGCGUCCGCAAGGAAGACGCUGCGAGCGACCCCGGGUUCCGGCGGGCAGCUAGGGGACUCACGGAACUCUGCUGCGACGUCUGGUCGCUACUGAGCUGGGCGCCGCGCCUGCCUGGCCGACGGGUCGGGCCCGGCCUGGCGUCGAAGGGGACACGCGCGGUGGAAACGCUGAGGAUCGAGGCACUGCGGCCUGAGCAAAACCCAAUAAAAGAACAUGACAUUCGGAGAUAGAAGACUUAGUUUCAAAUUCCUGCUCCUUCACUUACUAUAUUUGUGAUUUGGGAAAUAUCUAUGCAAGAUGUUGGCGUUGCAGAUUUGGCUAGUGAAAGCUUUGCUUAUUUUCCUCACAACUGAAUCUAUAGGUGAACUUCUGGAUCCCUGUGGUCACAUUGACCCUGAAUCUCCAAUAAUACAACGUGGCUCUAAUUUCACUGCAGUUUGUGUGUUAAAGGAAAAAUGUAUGGAUUAUUUUCAUGUAAAUGCUAAUUACAUUAUCUGGAAAACAAACCAUCUUACUGUUCCUAAGGAACAAUAUACCGUCAUAAACAGAACAGCAGCCAGUGUCACCUUUACAAAUUUAGUUUCACCAAAUCUUCAGCUUACUUGCAACAUUCUUACAUUUGGACAGAUUGAGCAGAAUGUUUAUGGAAUCACAGUUCUUUCAGGAUUUCCCCCAGAAAAACCUAAAAAUUUGAAUUGCAUUGUGAAUGAAGGAAGAAAAAUGAUGUGUCAGUGGGAUCCUGGAAGGGAAACAUACUUGGAAACAAACUUCACUUUAAAAUCUGAAUGGGCAACAGAGAAAUUCGAUGAUUGUAAAACAAAACCUGACACCCCAAACUCAUGCCUUGUUGACUAUUCUCCUGUGUAUUUUGUCAACAUUGAAGUCUGGGUAGAAGCAGAGAACGCCCUUGGGAACAUUACAUCAGAUCAUAUUAAUUUUGAUCCUAUAGAUAAAGUGAAGCCUAAUCCACCACGUAAUUUAUCAGUGAGCAACUCAGAGGAACUGUCCAGUAUCUUAAAAUUAUCAUGGAUCAAUCCAAGUAUUAACAGUGUGAUAAGACUGAAAUAUAACAUUUUAUAUAGGACCAAAGAUGCCUCAACUUGGAGCCAGAUUCCUCCUGAAGAUACAGCAUCUACCCGAUCUUCAUUCACUGUCCAAGACCUGAAGCCUUUUACAGAAUACGUGUUUAGGGUUCGCUGUAUGAAGGAAGAUGGUAAGGGAUUUUGGAGUGAUUGGAGUGAAGAUGCAAGUGGGAUCACAUAUGAAGAUAGACCAUCCAAAGCACCAAGUUUCUGGUAUAGGAUAAAUCCAUCCCAUUCUCACGGCUAUAGAUCUGUACAACUUAUAUGGAAGACAUUGCCUCCUUUUGAAGCCAAUGGGAAAAUCUUGGAUUAUGAAGUGACUCUUACAAGAUGGAAAUCAUACUUAAAAAAUUACACAGUUAAUGACACAAAAUUGACAGUAAAUCUCACAAAUGAUCGCUAUACUGCAACUCUAACAGCAAGAAAUAUAGUUGGCAAAUCAGAUGCAUCCAUUUUAACUAUCCCUGCCUAUGACUUUCAAGCUACUCACCCUGUAACGGAUCUGAAAGCAUUCCCCAAAGAUAACAUGCUUUGGGUAGAAUGGACUGCUCCAAGUAAAUCUGUAAAGAAAUACAUACUUGAAUGGUGUGUGUUGUCGGAUAAAUCACCCUGUAUUCCAGACUGGCAGCAAGAAGAUGGUACUGUGCAUCGCACCUAUUUAAGAGGGAAACUAAUGGAGAGCAAAUGUUAUUUGAUAACUGUUACUCCAGUAUAUACUAAUGGACCAGGAAGCCCUGAAUCUACAAAAGCAUACCUUAAACAAGCUCCACCUUCCAAAGGACCUACUGUUCGAACAAAAAAAGUGGGGAAAAACGAAGCUGUCUUAGAGUGGGACCAACUUCCUGUUGAUGUUCAGAAUGGAUUUAUCAGAAAUUACACUAUAUUUUAUAGAACCAUCAUUGGAAAUGAAACUGCUGUGAAUGUGGAUUCUUCCCACACAGAAUAUACACUGUCCUCCUUGACCAGUGACACUUUGUACAUGGUCCGAAUGACAGCAUACACAGAUGAAGGUGGAAAGGACGGUCCAGAAUUCACUUUUACUACACCAAAGUUUGCUCAAGGAGAAAUAGAAGCCAUAGUCGUGCCUGUUUGCCUAGCAUUCCUGUUGACAACUCUUCUGGGAGUAUUGUUCUGCUUCAAUAAGAGAGACCUAAUUAAAAAACACAUCUGGCCUAAUGUUCCAGAUCCCUCAAAGAGUCAUAUUGCCCAGUGGUCACCUCACACACCUCCAAGGCACAAUUUUAAUUCAAAAGAUCAAAUGUAUUCAGAUGGAAAUUUCACUGAUGUAAGUGUUGUGGAAAUAGAAGCAAAUGAUAAAAAGCCUUUUCCAGAAGAUCUGAAAUCACUGGACCUGUUCAAGAAGGAAAAAAUUAGUACUGAAGGACACAGCAGUGGUAUUGGGGGGUCUUCAUGCAUGUCAUCUUCUAGACCAAGCAUUUCUAGCAGUGAUGAAAAUGAAUCUACACAAAACACUUCGAGCACUGUCCAGUAUUCUACUGUGGUGCACAGUGGCUACAGACACCAGGUUCCAUCUGUCCAAGUCUUUUCAAGAUCUGAGUCCACCCAGCCCCUGUUAGAUUCGGAGGAGCGGCCAGAAGAUUUGCAGUUGGUAGAUAAUGUAGACAGCAGUGAUGGCAUUUUGCCCAGGCAACAGUAUUUCAAACAAAACUGCAAUCAACCUGAAACCUGUCCAGAUAUUUCACAUUUUGAAAGGUCAAAGCAAGUUUCAGCAGGCAACGAGGAAGAUUUUAUGAGACUUAAACAGCAGCAGAUUUCUAAUCAGAAUUCACAGUCCUGUGGAUCUGGGCAAAUGAAAAUGUUUCAGGAAGUUUCUGCAGCAGAUGCUUUUGGCCCAGGGACUGAGGGACAAGUAGAGAGAUUUGAAACAGUUGGGAUUGAGGCUGCAAUUGAUGAAGGGAUGCCUAAAAGUUACUUACCACAGACUGUUAGACAAGGUGGCUACAUGCCUCAGUGAAAGACUAAUUCCUUCAACUUCACCUAUGAAAUAAAGCUAAAAAUAUUUUAUCUGUGACGUCAGAUAAAAAAUUAUCUUCACUCCCUGAAGAUGAGUAUUUGCCCUGAAGGACAAAAAUCUCACCUGAACUGUUUUCAUUCCAGAACUCUGGGAUUUUACUUUAAGCACUACAGAAACUGACUUUAUCCUCUGAAUAGCUGAAUGACUUUGUGCUGUUUUACAAUGUUUGCACUGAAGAAAAACAGAAAGCUUGUCUGAACUUUAUGGAAUUAAACUUUGUGUUUUGCUAUGUAGAAAAUAGAGUAUUUACAUAAUGAGUAGCGAUCGAAUAGUUUUUCUUUGGGUGAGAAUAAUCAUCAAAGAAAUUGGUUUAGGGAUGGUUAAUGUGAAAAAGAAGAGCAAGAUCUAGAUCCUCUACUUCAUCUGACAUCACAAUUUAAAAAGAGGUCCAUAAGGCAUGACUGAGCCCAGCGUUCGAAGUCUCACCAAAGAAAUGGUAGGGGUGGGUUCAUUUAUAGGACAGAGAAUAUUCUUUAGUUCCCUUGUUAAGGUAAUGAUGCUGCCAAUUGUUAUUUGAGAAAAGGAACUCCAGAUCUUUAACUUGGCAGAUUAAAAAUAUUUUAAAUAUUGUAUAAUCAAUCUCACUAAAUUUUUAAAAAAUUGACAACCUCUUUGAAGGUCCAUUUCACAAAUUGAGCAGAGUGCCCUUACAAGAGCUAGGAAUAAACAUCAUGAACUGUCUCAAGCAUUUUAAAAGUUGUUUGCCAUUUUUAAGGCUUAAAUUGUUAACAUUUUUUAUAUACGUGUGUAAACAUAAGUGACCCUUGUUAAGACUUCACAGAAUUUGGUUGACAAAGCAUUUUAUACAAUGUCAGCAGUUUAAAAUGUAUUUUUAUUGAAUAUGCCUUGUUUUUAAGUAUGCCAAGGUUAAAAUUUUUCUAAUAAGCAUUUGAAGCAAACUGAGUUAGAGGGCAGUAUUCAUCACAACAAAAAGCAGAACCCUAAAAAUGUAUAUAUUAAUUAUAGUAAAUAUCAAUUAGCAAAUAACCUUAUUGUAAAGAAACCUAAUUGAGAGGUUUUUUUUGUUUUGUUUUACAUGGGUAGGGGGAUCAGUUUUUGUUUUUGAGAUGAGGUCUUUCUGUGUCGCCUGGGCUGGCCUCAAACUUCUGAGCUCAAAUGAUCCUGCCCAGCCACCUGAGUAGCUGGGACACAGGCAUGUGCCAUGCAUCUGGCAAGGGAUAGUAUUUUAAUAUCUGCCAGUUCUGAGAUAGAGUGGAACUUAGUUCUACAUUGUGAUUUAGGAAUAUUUUAAACCUCUCCCUUCCAAUUCUGUUCUUCAGUGGAGAAGCAAGCCAGGCUUCCAGGGUUUAGCAUUGAAGUCACUAAUGCAUUUAUGUCAUUCUCUAAUAACUGUAUGUGACCUGGAGGCAGGGGUUAAAGAAUGGGGUUGAGUAAGAAGAAUUGUCAUGCUCUGUUAGUGGUUAACUACUACCAUCAAGCGAAUUCAGAGGGGAAAGGUUUGUUUUUCUACUAUUAAGUUUCAGAAAACAGGCAGACUUAAAAUAGUUUGUAGAUGUUAUUAAAAAAAAAAAAAAAAAAAGCUAAAAAAAAUUGGAAUGUAUUUACAGUUGAAUUCUUUUUACUCAGAAUAUUGACCUUAUUAGGCUUCCUGUUUUAUUUUAUCAUUUGUAUACUUACAUUUAUAUAAUGCCUAAUACUUCUCUGAGCUCUUUCACAUAUAUGAUCUUCGUGAGAGUAGAUGCUUUAUUGUGAGAUCUAAUUUCCUACUUUAGGCAAAACCGACAUGAGAUUAGUAAAACGAUAGAAUAAGUAGAUGAAAAUAGGGCACAGAGAGGUCAAGUAGGGACAGAGACCCCCAGAUUCACACUACAAGAUUACAGUGUCACCAGCAUUCUAGAUGGGUCAUCAAAUGCUGGUCCAGAUCAGGACUAGAUGUGUCUUUUGCUAUGUAUAUUUGUUAGGAAAUUUGUACCUAUUUUAUUUUGUUUCCUCAAAUUAAGUAGUAAUGUUAUUGUGAUCAUGUUCAGCUCUAACCUUCCUCAUAACAAAUAGCAGUGUUGUGAAGAACAUUGUGAAGUUUGUUCAUUUGGGGGAGCAUUUAUAAAAUGUGAACUCAUGAUCCAAGGGCAUGAGAAUAGAGGGUCAUGGAAGAAAAGACUGCAUGUAAGUAAAUUUGCAUGUUGAAUCUCAUAUAGAACAUGGGACAGUGAGAGAAUGUCACAGAGCACUUUAGACAUAUUAAGUGGUUACAUGGUUACUGUGCAAAAAUUCAUUCAGGAGAAAAAUAUUGACGCACCAAUAAGUAAUGUGCAUUUUUGCCCAAAAAGAAAAGCAAUCAUAAAACUUGUUUUAAAUACAAAAUUACUUUUCUAGAGCAUGUUUUAGAAUAAUCUUUUAAUGCAUGUACAUUGUAUUGUAGGUAGACAGAAAUCCCAUUUAUUUAUGUAAAAACUAGUUUAAUAAAGUUAGUGGAUCUAUUACUCUUUAAAUCUUCAGUGUGGUUUAAUGCUAGCACACCAGAAAACUGUCUCUGUGGACAAAACUAAUACACUGCUUCUAAUGCAGUUUGCCCCCUUUAGGAUUAAAGAAAAAAAGAAUAUAACCUGUUAUAUGUGCUGCUAUUGUAAUUUAAGUGUCAGUUACUGGUCUGUUUGGUAUCUUACCCUUAGUUCUCAUAAAGGCAUAAUACUGAAUAAUUAUUAGAAAAUUAAAACUUCAGACUUUUUUUCUAUUAAAAUCUAAUUUUUUUAUCCUUUUUUAGAAUGAAUCUGUGAGUACUCAGGAACAUACCCAACAUUUGAAUAGUCAGGGAAAAAACACAAAACUAUUUAUAUGUCAUCAUGCCUGUUCUCUACCUAGUUCAUUUAACUUCAACCUUAUUCCUUGAAAAGUGAUUUUACCACCUGAAGUCACCUGCAACCCUAGCUCUUAUCGUGAAAUUAAAGGUUAAUGAAGUUUGUAUACUUAUAAGACAUUUAUUAAAGCUCAUAUUUAAAAUAGUUUUAGAAAUAGAAAUCAAAUCAUUUUUAAAGGUGUCAUUUUGCCCAUAUUAACUAGUUAAAACCAUACAUACAUGUAAAAGUAUAAUAGUCGUAUAGAAUUCCCAGAAAUAUUUAUCUAUUGGUGUGUGUUUAAACCAAGGAAAUCAAGCAGGAGCCAUCUUUCCCCAUUCACUUAUAUUCUACAUCAUUCUCCUAUUUGAUUUUACUCCGCUGGUUUUAAAAGCAAAUUUCUGAAUUUGCUUGUGUUUCAGUAAAGUUUACUUGUGUUUCAGUAAAGUUUUAUUAUGGCAAAAUGAGUAAAAUAUCAAAACAAUAAGCUAUGUAAAACAAUGUUAUUUAAAGGAAUUGGAAUAGUGCUCUAUUGUAAGCAUUACCAUUAGAUUAUAUUGCCCAGGUAAGAUUGCUUUUUAAAAAAUUUUUGUACUUUUAUGUAAAUUUAGAAAAUAUGCAGCCAUAAAAUGGCUUAGCCUAAAAUCAGGGAUGAUCACAGACUGCAAAGAAAAAAGUCUAUACUAGCAAACCUACAGCCUAAUUCUUUAGAGUGGUCCUUGGCAGCAGUUCCUAUUCCAACUGUUAAAUAAAUUGGAUUCAGAUAUAAAUCAGAAGAAAAUUUCUAAAGCUGAGUAUAAUAGCUUUUGAAUUAAUUGAUUUUUUUCAUCAUAUAUUCUCUGAAUCUGUGCAUUAGCAUGAUAUUCUAGAGCACACAGCAUUAGAUAAAAAAGGUGGCAGCUCAGGGUGAGCUCUUCUGUUACUCGUUCCUAUAUUUUUAAAGGCUCUUUGCAGUCAGUAACUCCCUCAGAGUGGUUAAUUUUAUUACCCAAUUGUUGAUAGUUGAUGGAUCAUGAUAAAAAAGCAUUUAAGGCCAGUGGUGAUAAAUAUUCCAAAUCUUUUAUCCCUUGAACACAUGCUCUGUCUGGUAGCUACAGGUUUCAAGUGUUGUUACAUGAAUAACAAAAUGAUGUGUCAGAAACAAUAUAAAGGUGUGUAUUUGAAAACUGUUUAGUCUUAAUGUGCAUUAUAUUGAAUGAUAUACUCUAAAAGUAAAUGUGCAAUUUGCCAGCACAACAUGCAGUGAUUAGCAUUAGGUAUGUGUCCUGUGUAUAUCCUAGCCAUGCCCUGUUUCUUAUGAGUGCAAUCCUUUAUGUUCACAUGCUGUCUCGCUCCACCUCAUCUGACUUCAUUUAGGAAGCUCUAUGUAUUUUUACCUUUGUAGUGAAUUGCAUGUGCUAAUUAAAACCAUGGCUGUGAUUUUAUGUUGAUGUAACUAAAUAUUAUCAUAAAUGUUUAUAUAUCAGCUCUAAUCAUUUAAGAAAUAAAUUCUCAUUCAAGUUU
This is a messenger RNA of Sciurus carolinensis (gray squirrel), 7448 nucleotides long. It is a transcript of the gene Il6st, whose product is annotated as interleukin 6 cytokine family signal transducer. The record is from RefSeq and is a predicted model, not a curated record. Gene Ontology annotation, biological process: cytokine-mediated signaling pathway; positive regulation of tyrosine phosphorylation of STAT protein. Lineage: Eukaryota; Metazoa; Chordata; Mammalia; Rodentia; Sciuridae. The coding region runs from base 334 to 3093 and encodes 919 amino acids. Gene Ontology annotation, molecular function: cytokine binding; cytokine receptor activity. The transcript has 17 exons. Gene Ontology annotation, cellular component: external side of plasma membrane; membrane; CRLF-CLCF1 complex.